AUGGACGCUUCCAGCGACAUACGCUCCUCCCGCCUCAACAAUGCCACUCCGCCUGAGAUAUCCCAGAGACGCCAGUCGUUGCCGGCUGGCUCUGCGCCUGUGCCAGCCAGGCAGCCCGUGGCUCGCGGGCACAUCGCCCCGGCUUCUCCCGAAGUCAUCUCCUCGCUCAUCUCGUCCCUCUCCACCAUCUCUACUCCGGCUCGAACCCAUUUCGAAAGCCUACCCAGGAUAGGCUCCCAGACAGCGCCACCCUCGCCGACCUCUGCGCACGACGCCCUUUUCGACGAGGAUGCUUCUGGUCUGGAUUAUGGCUCGUUCAAGGCCGCCGCUGCUGCUGAAAACGAGGCCCCCUUUCUGCACCCCUAUGAUGCAGCGAUGUCGCCAGUGAUCAGAAUGUCAAAACCACCGUCCUCAUUACGGUCUCCGCGCUCCUCUGUGUCAUAUCACUCAUGCCGAAAUACCGCAGAUGAUACCGCUUCCUUACGGCCACCAUCUCGCGCCUCGCAUGGCUCGUCAACAACCAUCCAGGAGGACUCUACGACUUUCGGAGUCGUCCGUCUGGAGCCUGGUUCUGGAAUGUCUACCACCAGUCUUGUCUCGUCAGGUAGCAGGAAAAGUCUGAAAAAUCAGCUCGGUCUCCUCCGGCGGUCAUCGCGAGAUUCUACAAAUGCAAGGGGCAAGGAUACCGAGCGCCCAGGCGCAGAGGAUGGGCUUUCGGUGGCCAAUUCGCGCAGCAGGUUUAGCUUGCGGUCCGUUCGUUCAAUGGCAGAUCUUGCAGAGGAAGGAAAUGGCACCCUGUCGCACAACAACAACAGCAGCAGCUCCCAGAAUAUGGCAGGCGGUUUUCAAGACUUUAGACGGGAAUCUGCUCCCAAUCUGAAAGAAACACAAGCGGCCCCUGAACCUUCAACUUUAGCUCCAGGUGGUAUCGGAAGUGGCAGAAGUAUACCCACUCGAGAAUCGUCACUGCGGCACAGCUACAAUGGAACAUCGACGAAGAAGCGUCGCUCUGCUAGGUACAGUGGAUAUUCUUACAAGGAUGUCACGGUUGAUAAAGAGAUUGCAGAAGUCAAUGCAGAGGCGGAUCAAGUAACACAGCGCAUUAAGGAGAUCAAGGAUCACCAGAAAAAAGUCAAAGAUAGAAUGGUGCUCGAUGAUCGGCUCCCAUCGUCUCCAUCAGAUACCACGAAGGUCAAUGGCCGAGCAUCUGCUCAAUCUAUGCAGUUGACGAAGGUAGAUGAACUGGCGAUCGAUAUUGGUGAUAGCGCACCCUCACCCACCGUCAGUACUCGAAGAGUGCCAUCCGUUAGCAAACGAAGUACCCCUCUCGCGCCCAAGGCCGGAAAUUUGCAGGCAGUCCCUGCGGCGCAUCGCUCGAGGAAUGAUGAAAGCCAUAAACAAAGUAAAGCGUCUGAUGUCAAAAGCCAUAGAAGAACACACUCUGACUCGCCAUCUACCGUACCUCGCGCCUCGACGGACGCCAACGCUAGGCCGACCAGUCCUGACGUAAUAGAGGAGGCCGUUGAGGCAUAUGUGACGGCGUCUAGACUUACACAAAAAGUGCAUCAUCCGCAGACUGGUCGGGUUAUCGCCUUCUCCGAAGUGGGAGACCCCAACGGCCAUGUUGUAUUCUGCUGUGUAGGUAUGGGGCUAACCCGAUAUCUCACGGCAUUUUAUGAUGAGUUGGCUCGGACACUCAAACUUCGGCUUAUAACCCCCGAUCGACCUGGAGUUGGAGAAAGUGACCCUUGCCUGGAUGGCACGGGGACUCCCUUGAACUGGCCUGACGACCUUGCUGUUAUAUGCAAAUAUCUCAAAAUAUCAAAAUUUUCCAUGCUCGCACACUCCGCCGGUGCGAUAUACGCUUUGGCCACGGCGCUACGGAUGCCUCAGCACAUAAGAGGCCGCAUCCAUCUUCUCGCGCCAUGGAUACCGCCCUCUCAGAUGUCCGGUAUGGGUUCACACAAGGAUCCGCUUCCGGCUAACGCACUUCCCUACUCUCAACGGCUUUUGCGCGCCUUGCCCACACCGAUUCUGAAGGUUGCCAACUCUAGGUUCAUGACUGCAACCAGCGCCAGCAUUACGAGCAGCCUACCAAAGAGUUCACGAAAACCGAAGCGCCGAAGUACCGUGGGAAAGGAGACGACACCCACACCGGGGGAUCUUGGAGGCACCAAUACCGCCAAUGGUCAAGGCAGAACGUCGGCCACAACUCCGCGAAAACACCCUCCCCUCCCAUCCCAAGAAGCAACACCCGCUGUCGCUUCUAGCGCAUCUAGCUUCGUUGCUGGCCCCGCCGCCGACGCGGAUUCUAAAUCAGAGCAGGAACGGCAGUCUGAGUACGACAAUCGCUUAACGCAUGCGAUUUGGGAGCUUGCCACCAGUAGUGCUAACCCUGCCGUGGAUUUAUUGAUCUGCCUAGAACGCCGGCGAGCUAUUGGCUUUCGAUAUGUCGACAUUAAUCGCGCCGUCGUCAUUCACCAUGGCUCCCGAGACACACGAGUCCCCGUUGACAAUGUGCGAUGGCUGGGAAAGACAAUGCGGCGAUGUGAAGUCCGAGUGCUUGAGGGAGAAGGCCACGGACUAAUGGCAUCCGCAACCGUUAUGGGCAAUGUGCUAAUGGAGGUUGCAAAAGAGUGGGAAGACUGGACGAUUGUUGUGCAAGGGCGGAGAGACGGAGCGAAGCCAGCAGUCGCUGUGCAGUAG
Molecule: messenger RNA, 2706 nt
Organism: Arthroderma uncinatum
Lineage: Eukaryota; Fungi; Ascomycota; Eurotiomycetes; Onygenales; Arthrodermataceae
Product: hydrolase
Exons: 2
Coding region: 1-2706 (901 amino acids)
Source: RefSeq, a predicted model, not a curated record